AUGGCUGGACCGAAAUGCGGCAAUCCGGACGGUGUCGUUCAAAUCUUGAGUGUCACAACAGGGUCAAUCAACCUCUUCACCGAUAUAUAUCUACUUGUCCUUCCAUUACCUGCUGUGUAUGAUCUCAGUCUUCCGAGAGCGCGAAAGGCUGGAGUUAUGGCCAUAUUUUUGACGGGAUCGGUAGGCUGUGUAAUGAGCGCUAUCGCUCUAUACUAUCGUAAACGCACUUAUGGCGGCGGUCGCGUAACUCUGUGGAACACUGACAUCACGUACGCAAACAACCCAAUUAUGACCGUUACGAUUAUCGAGUCUGCAGUUGGCAUUAUGAUUCCGUGCAUGGCAUCAUGCGCUAAGGUUUUCAAGCUUUAUUCAAGUUCACUAAGCUCCUUCAUGCCUUCAAGGUUUACGGGUUUCCGACGAACGCCAUCCAACGAUGGUAUAUUCAGAGCUUCACAGGAGCUGCAGCGUCUGCCGGGAAUCUCAGAGCAACCACAUACGGAUACCAUCGAUAGGAUGUUAAUGCAAUUCAAGCAUGACGAGCACAAUAACGAUAGCUUCUCCCAGGAUAGCCAAAGUAGCAAGACAAGCCGGAUCUCCACCUGA
Molecule: messenger RNA, 603 nt
Organism: Parastagonospora nodorum SN15
Lineage: Eukaryota; Fungi; Ascomycota; Dothideomycetes; Pleosporales; Phaeosphaeriaceae
Exons: 3
Coding region: 1-603 (200 amino acids)
Source: RefSeq, a predicted model, not a curated record